UUAGGCAGGAUUUUUAACGGCGCUACACGCCGCUAGUCACAAAAUAAAGGCGUGAGUGUGUGUUUUGUUCGUGUUUUCUUGUCCUUGCCGGCAUAAAAGUAUUAGCAGUUCUCAGGUUUAGUGUAAAAAUCGAUGUAUAACCAGUAAAAUUUAAAAAUUAAUCAAAUAUCUGUUGAUUUAUCUCAUAAUCCCCAAUAAAUAUUGUAACAGUUUCGAAAACUUAUCUAGUUUGAGUCGAAUCGGGUUCUCAUCUUCAAUCAAUCGUGUUUCGGAUAUCAGCCGUUUUAGAAGUACUUUUUAAGGAAUAAGAUAAAAAUAGGUAUAAAUAUUUUUAUAGUAUAAAAUGGAUAGUCCGGUGAUUAACACUGAAAAUGGGAAAAUUAAGGGAUUAAAAUUAAAAGAUUUUAAAGAUAAUAGUUAUUAUAGUUUUUAUGGAAUUCCCUACGCUAAGCCGCCGGUUGGAGAAUUGAGAUUUAGGGCUCCUCAACCUCCUGAGUCAUGGGAAGGUAUAAGAGAUGGUACAAAACAACAAGAAGGUUGUUACGCCCGUCACAUGUUAAACUUUAGCAUGACUGGUUCUGAAGAUUGUUUGUAUUUAAACGUUUACACCAGAGAAAUUCCUAAAGAAACUGUUUCAAAGCUGAAGCCCGUUAUGGUUUGGAUACAUGGUGGUGCUUUUUCAACGGGAAACGGAAAAACCGAACUUUACGGUCCUGAUUUUUUAAUGCCUGAAGAUAUUGUUGUUGUAACACCAAAUUACCGUGUUGGUCCAUUGGGUUUUAUGUGUUUUGAGGAUGUUUCUUUAGGAGUGCCCGGAAAUGCUGGAUUAAAAGAUGUUUUGAUGGCAUUGAAAUGGGUUAAUAAGAAUAUUAAGAAUUUUGGAGGAGAUCCGGAAAAUGUAACUUUAGCUGGGGUUAGUUCUGGUGGAGUUAUAACACAUUGUAUGAUGUUAACACCUUUAGCGAAAGGAUUAUUUCAUAAAGCAAUUAUUCAAAGUGCUACUGCAAUACACUCAUGGACUUUUAGCGCGAAAUCUGAUGGGAAGAAAUUAGCUAAGAUUUGUGGAUGUGAAUCUGAGGAUGAGAAAGAAAUUUUAGAUUUCUUAACAAAACUUCCAGUUAAAGAUUUGUUAAAAGGAAGAGAUAAAAUGAAAAAUACAAUUUACCCAGAUGAAAGAAGAACAUUUUCACCUGUUAUUGAAACACCAAUUCCCAAUGAAAUGUCUAUAAUUACAGAAGAACCAAUGAAAAUUAUUUUAAGUGGGGAAUACAACAAAGUCCCUAUGUUAAUGGGUUAUGUGUCAUCGGAAGGACAAUUUUUCGAACCGAUUUUAAAAGGAAAAGAGUUUUUGGUACCAUCAUUUGAAAAAAUGGUUCCUCAUCCAUUAAAUUUAACAAAAGGAAGCGAUAGGUCUUUAUUUACAGCCGAUAAAAUUAAGAAGUUUUAUUUCGGUGAUAAAGAAUGUACUCAGGAAGAAAAACCGAGUUAUUACGAAAUGGUUUCCGAUAUUUUCUUCGCAUACCAUUUACAAACGGCAUUAAGAUUACAUUCAAAAUCAUUAGGACAUCCACUCUAUUUCUACAAAUUUUCAAUUGAUUUGGGUCUUAAUAUUUAUAAAAAACUUAACCAAGCUGUUUUACCAGGUGCUUGUCAUUGUGAUGACGUUUGUUACUUAUUUAAAAUGGACCUUACGCCGGAAAUCCAACAUGGAAGUAAAGAAGAAAUUACCAUUCACCGAAUGACAAAAUUUUGGGCGAAUUUUAUUAAAUCCGCCGAUCCAAAUCCAAAAGAUAACGAUCCUUUAAUUAAGGUCGAGUGGAAACCGGUUGAUAAAGAGCGUUUAAAUUAUUUGGAUAUUAAUGUUGAUUUAACUCCUGGAGUUGCGCCAGAUGAGAAACGAAUUGCUUUUUGGGAUGAAAUUUAUCAAAUGGAUUCAGCUUUAAAACAUCACAAGAUGUAACAAAUUGAUUACAAAAAGAAACUGUUUCAAAAUGAAUAAAAACAAGUUUUAUCAAA
Messenger RNA from Onthophagus taurus, 2016 nucleotides. Its product is annotated as esterase B1-like. NCBI's taxonomy places the organism in Eukaryota, Metazoa, Arthropoda, Insecta, Coleoptera, Scarabaeidae. The record is from RefSeq and is a predicted model, not a curated record.